Molecule: messenger RNA, 947 nt
Organism: Doryrhamphus excisus (bluestripe pipefish)
Lineage: Eukaryota; Metazoa; Chordata; Actinopteri; Syngnathiformes; Syngnathidae
Product: prostate stem cell antigen-like
Biological process (GO): sperm-egg recognition
Cellular component (GO): membrane
Source: RefSeq, a predicted model, not a curated record
UAUAAAUGAGGCGAAGUGUAAAGACCCCCUUAAAAAAAGAGUGGCUUGUUUGAUGAAGCUUGUAAUAACGGUCUGAGUCCAUUUACCCUACGUCGUUCAACGUCGUUAUUGUCCAACAUGAACAGAAUUAUUGUCCAGCUUUUGGCCGUGGGAGUCUGCUUCGCCAUAGGCCACGCUCUGCAGUGCUAUGAGUGCAAAAUUGGCUUCUGGAACUUGUGCCUAACCAAGGAGGUGACAUGUGCCCAAGGGGAGCAUUGCUACAGCGGUAAAGGAUCGGCCGCCGGCUUUGUGGACGUCUCCAUGAAGGGCUGCCUGGCUCUGGCCGAGUGCAACUCCACCAAAGAGGUCAACUUCCCCUCCAGCAGCUCCAACGCCACCAUCUACAAGAUGACCAGGACGUGCUGCGACACCAACCUCUGCAACGCCGCGCCCGGUCUGCCUGCCGCUUCGGGCCUGCAUUUGGCCCUCGCCACCGUCGGCGCUCUGUUUCUGGUCAACGUGCUGGCGUGAAAACGUCGUCGUAUCAACAUUAACCACUUUAUACGACCGUUUCUUAAAGCUCCUUGUGCCGUUUUUUUUAAGAUUCAUGCCUAAAAAUUGAGCGGUUGUGAGAUGGUUGUACAAUUUUAGCCGUUUUUUUUGGGGGGGGGGGUUUGAAUAUUCCGUUCUUUUUUUUUUUUUUUUUUUUGCCUGUUCAACUGGUUUUAAUGUCCUAAAAUAUUGGUGUCGCUGCCAAGCUGUGUGAGACUUGUUUUGAUUUGGCCUGCAUACUGUUUAUUUAGAAAUGAACACCAAGAUAAGGCGAAUUGCACAUCACGACAAGCUCUUAUCUCUGGAUUUCUACCCAACAACCUCCUCAACUUCCCACAUCUCCCCCGAAUGGGCACAUCUUGUAAGAUUGUAUGAUAUAAAAAAAAAACAACUAUACAAUAAAAUUUUCAACCCUG